This is a messenger RNA of Mya arenaria, 2952 nucleotides long. RefSeq names its product endoplasmic reticulum chaperone BiP-like. Bases 164 to 2146 code for a protein of 660 amino acids. Lineage: Eukaryota; Metazoa; Mollusca; Bivalvia; Myida; Myidae. Gene Ontology annotation, cellular component: nucleus; membrane; cytoplasm. The transcript is spliced from 6 exons. The record is from RefSeq and is a predicted model, not a curated record. Gene Ontology annotation, molecular function: ATP binding; ATP-dependent protein folding chaperone; ATP hydrolysis activity. Gene Ontology annotation, biological process: endoplasmic reticulum unfolded protein response; cellular response to unfolded protein; protein refolding.
AGCACACGAGAACAUACGUCGGAGCGUAUAUUUCUACCAACACGAUCACAGAGUUCAUUACAAACAAAAAGUUAUAAUCGACAUAAGAAGUACAUUUUGUGAUAAAAGCUUAUAAAAUUGCCUUAAACAUAGUUCAAGUCAACAGAGGAUAGAAGAGAAAAAAAUGAAGCUGUUUGUACCAUUGUGUUGUACUGCUCUGCUGCUGUUGGCAGCAACAGUUCGAGCUGAUGAUGAUGAUGAGGAGCAAGAGAAAAAGGAAAAGAUUGAUGUUGGCACUGUUAUUGGUAUUGACUUGGGAACCACAUAUUCAUGUGUUGGUGUGUACAAAAACAAACGAGUUGAAAUCAUCGCCAAUGACCAGGGUAACCGAAUAACACCUUCAUAUGUCGCCUUCACAGAAGACGGUGAACGUCUGAUUGGAGAUGCUGCGAAAAACCAGCUGACUAGCAACCCAGAAAAUACAGUAUUUGAUGUAAAAAGAAUUAUCGGCAGGACUUGGGACGACCAGUCAGUCCAGAAGGACAUAAAAUAUUACCCCUUCAAGGUUACUAACAAGAACCAAAAACCACAUAUUGAAGUCAAAGUCAAGGGGGAAAAGAAGUUGUUUGCUCCUGAGGAACUUUCUGCUAUGGUUCUGGGUAAAAUGAAGGAAGUUGCUGAAGAUUACCUUGGUCAAACUGUAAAAAAUGCUGUUGUCACAGUACCUGCUUACUUCAAUGAUGCUCAGAGACAAGCCACAAAAGAUGCUGGUGCCAUUGCUGGUUUGAACGUGAUGAGAAUAAUCAAUGAGCCGACAGCUGCCGCCAUUGCCUAUGGUCUUGACAAGAAGGAAGACGAAAAGAACAUCCUCGUGUUUGAUCUCGGUGGUGGUACCUUCGAUGUGUCUGUUCUCACCAUCGACAAUGGUGUUUUCGAGGUGGUCUCCACCAACGGCGACACCCAUCUUGGGGGAGAGGACUUUGACCAGCGUGUUAUGGAGCACUUCAUGAAACUGUACAAGAAAAAGAAGGGCAAGGACAUCAGAAAGGACAACCGUGCUGUUCAGAAGCUCCGUCGUGAGGUAGAGAAGGCAAAGAGAGCUCUGUCCUCCCAGCAUCAGACCAAGAUCGAAAUUGAAUCUCUGUUUGAUGGUGAAGACUUCAGCGAGUCCCUGACACGUGCCAAGUUUGAGGAACUGAACAUGGACCUGUUCAGAGGCACCCUAAAACCUGUGGCCAAAGUGUUGGAAGAUGGUGACCUUAAAAUUUCUGAGAUUCAAGAGAUUGUUCUUGUGGGCGGAUCCACCAGAAUCCCUAAAGUCCAGCAGCUUGUUAAGGACUACUUCAAUGGCAAGGAGCCAAGCCGAGGCAUCAACCCUGAUGAGGCCGUUGCAUAUGGAGCUGCUGUCCAGGCUGGCGUACUGAGUGGAGAGGAAGACACAAGUGACCUUGUGCUUCUCGACGUCAAUCCCCUCACCAUGGGUAUCGAGACUGUUGGAGGCGUGAUGACAAAACUCAUCUCAAGAAACACCGUCAUUCCAACUAAAAAGUCACAGAUCUUUUCAACAGCCGCCGAUAACCAGCCAACUGUAACCAUUCAAGUGUUUGAGGGUGAACGUCCAAUGACCAAAGAUAACCAUCUCCUCGGGAAAUUCGAUCUUACUGGUAUCCCUCCUGCUCCUCGAGGUGUGCCCCAGAUUGAGGUCACCUUUGAGAUUGAUGUUAACGGUAUUUUGAGGGUUUCUGCUGAAGAUAAGGGUACUGGUAGCAAGAACGAGAUCGUUAUUCAGAAUGACAAUGACCGAUUGUCACCUGAGGACAUUGAGAGAAUGAUAAACGACGCUGAAAAAUAUGCUGCUGAGGAUGAUGCGCUUAAAUCCAAGGUUGAAGCCAAGAAUGAACUUGAAAGCUAUGCAUACAGUCUCAAAAACCAGAUAAAUGAUAAGGAAAAGUUGGGAGCAAAACUGAGUGAUGAAGAUAAAGAAACCAUCGAGACAGCUCUUGAUGAGAAGAUUAAGUGGCUUGAAUCCAACCCUGAGGCUGACACUGAGGAAUACAAGGAACAGAAGAAAGAACUGGAUGAAACUGUUCAGCCAAUCAUUAGCAAACUUUACCAGGGUGCAGGUGGUGCCCCUCCCACUGGGGAAGAGGAGCACGAUGAGUUAUAAAAAUGGGAGAACUUAGGAUAUUCAAAUUAACAAGGAAAGUCAAAGACAUCCAAAUGUUAGUGUGUUCAAUUGACUUACUUCUAGUACUGCAGAAAACAUCACUUGUGUUUUCUCAAGGGUCUUACAUUUUGAGAUGUAUUUUAGUUCCGACCUUGUAUUAAGUCUCAAACUUUACACAUUUUUAAGAUCUUAGACAUCUGCAUUCCAUUCACCAGUUCAGAAUCUACAUAUUGUAAUGAACAGUGACAUUUCAUUAAAAUAUGCUGAAAAAAUAUCUGUGAUUGUAUUUGUAAUAAAUUGAUAAACUCAUCGCAGCGAGAUCAAUGACCAUUAUUGUACCAAACAAUUUACGAAAAUAUCUAUCAAGGCAAAGAAAUGACUUCAUAUUUUCAUUGUGCAAGAGUUUCAUAGAAAAUGAUAUUUUUCAUGGAUAAAUGAUUCACAUUAAAACCAUUAACAUCAUGUGUAUGAAUAUUUGAUUCAUUUGUUUGUUGAAUUUUUAUGGGGCAUAAUUAUUGAUGUGUGUUAUUUGAAUGCUUGCAUUGCUCAGUGCUGUUAAAUUAUUUCAUCAAAAACUGUGUACAUAAGUUUGUUGGUUAUUUUCACCAACGGUGUUACAAAUGAACUAGCGAGGGUUUUUAUCGAGGGUAUGGAUAACAUGGUGAUUGUUCGAAAGUGGUGAGAAUUAUACAAUGACAGGAAAAUUAUUUUUGUGAUAGUUUUUGUAGUCAUUUGUAUUCAUUGUUAUGUGAACUAUUGUGUUGUAUCGACAUAAUGACAAAUUUAUUAAAAUUCUAAAAACCCUA